CAGUCAGCGGAUUGUGGAGUAAAAGGAAUAAAACACACAAAAAAAAAACACGAGCAAUUCGUGGUGCUUCUCUCGAGUGUCUGAUAAGCGAAACGACCGCGAACCACGAUGGUACGCUCUCAGCCGGUCUCAGUUUCGUUGUGGCCACGGCUGUGCUUGGUGGUACUGGUACUGGUGGAUUGCGCUUGGACCGCUGACAGUGACGUAACGAGGACCGCAAAGACCAGCAUCAUCAUGACUGAUGUGCAACAGGUUUUCACCGAGCAUGAGGUGAUUCCCGACGUGAUCGACGUUGCCCCGAAGGAGCUGGCUAAGAUAACGUAUCCGAGCGGUGUAAGCGUCGAGGCGGGCAAGGAGCUUCGACCAACGCAGGUCAAGGAUCAACCGAAAGUCGAGUGGACCGCCGAUCCGGACGCGUUCUACACGCUCUUCAUGGUCGAUCCCGAUGCACCGAACCGUAAGGAACCAAAGUUCCGCGAGAUCGGCCACUGGCUCGUGGGUAACAUCCCCGGUACCCGGAUCGAAGAAGGUGACCACAUGUACGGAUUCGUCGGUUCCGGUCCCCCGAACGGUUCCGGACUGCACCGGUACGUGUUCCUGGUGUACGAGCAGCCCACCGGCCGCAUCGAUUUCUCGCAAGCCCCUCGAGUGUCGAACCGUAGCCGGAACCAUCGCCUAAACUACAAGCAUCGCGAGUUUGUCAAGCAGUACGGACUCGGUGCGCUGGUGGCUGGCAACUUUUACCAGGCACAGUACGACGAUUACGUUCCGACGCUUCACGCGCAGCUCUCAUCCGGUACGGAGUAGCGAUAAGAACAUUGGUGGCAUUCAGGUUUUCUUUCUAUAUCUCUUGCAAAAAAUAAAUACAGCCAACCCUGAUAUGGAACCGA
Molecule: messenger RNA, 890 nt
Organism: Anopheles aquasalis
Lineage: Eukaryota; Metazoa; Arthropoda; Insecta; Diptera; Culicidae
Product: protein D3
Source: RefSeq, a predicted model, not a curated record